CUAUUCCUCACAAAUAAAUAAAAAAUAGUUAUAUUAAUUACCCAAAAUCGAAUUUAGCGCUCUGGUGUUUCAUGUGGUAUCGGCUUCUUUAAAAAUCCUCCGCCAUGUCCGCACACCUCUUAUCUGCUGCAUUCCUUCUUCCUCCGGAGCUUCACUCCAAUCCCAAAUCACUCUCAACCACCCACAAUGGAAUUCUCAAUCCUCGUAGAGUUUUGAAUUCAUCAUUACCAUUUUCACCAUUAACAAGGUUUUCAAUUUCAAGUCGAUCCAUUAAGUGCCAGGCCCUCGGUGAGAGCUCUCUUGAUCGUACUGUAUACCAAGGAGUUUACGGUCCUUGGACUGUCGAACCCACUGAUGUCCGAGAGGUGAUUUUAUACAGAUCAGGGUUAGUUACUGCUGCUGCAUCAUUUGUUCUUGCAGCUUCAACGGCUUUUUUCCCCGAAGGCUCCUUACUGGGUGAUUUAACUAAGCAAAAUCUUAACCUAUUGUAUGCAGUUGGAGCUGGUGGGUUAGGCUUAUCUUUAGUGUUGAUUCACAUUUAUGUGACUGAGAUUAAACGCACACUUCAAGCACUAUGGGUACUUGGUGUUUUUGGAUCUUUGGCAACUUACAUUAGCCUUGCUCAACCAGCUGGUCGGAACUUAGUACAAUACGUUGUUGACAACCCAACAGCGGUCUGGUUUGUUGGUCCGCUCUUUGCGGCACUGACAGGACUUGUCUUCAAAGAAGGUCUCUGCUAUGGAAAGUUGGAAGCUGGUCUUCUCACAUUCAUCAUUCCCUCGGUUCUUCUUGGGCACCUGACUGGUUUGAUGGACGACGGAGCAAAAGUUACUCUGUUGGGACUGUGGAUGGCAUUGUUUGUGAUCUUUGCAGGCAGGAAGUUCUCUCAGCCUAUUAAGGACGAUAUUGGCGACAAAUCCGUUUUCAUGUUCAAUGCUCUGCCAGAAGAGGAAAAGAAGGCUUUGGUUGAAAAGCUAGAGAAAUAAAAUAGUGUUUAGUUCGAAACUUUUUCCCCCCUUCUGAUGUCUGUCAUAAUGUUAAUUAGGCAGGAAUUUUACUGGUAUUGUAUAUAGAAAAUUGCAUCAACUGGGUAAAAGAAUAAAGAUGUAAUGGUGUUCAGGAUUCUCUGGCCAUCACUGUAAUAUUAUUUUUGUUUGUGUA
Cornus florida is the source of this 1161-nucleotide messenger RNA. RefSeq lists its product as uncharacterized. The transcript has 5 exons. The record is from RefSeq and is a predicted model, not a curated record. Bases 105 to 986 code for a protein of 293 amino acids. Lineage: Eukaryota; Viridiplantae; Streptophyta; Magnoliopsida; Cornales; Cornaceae. Gene Ontology annotation, cellular component: chloroplast.